AGCAAAUACCGAGCAAUGCCAUCAAUCAUUGAUCCUGCACUCUACAUGCUAAACAAAUCAAACAUUAUUUGGGUCAGGCCUGAUCGAAGUUUACCAAAUGCGUUUAAGUUACAUACCGGAUCAGCUUGGAUGGUUCUCUCGCGCCCAUUCGUGGAGUAUAUCAUUUGGGGUUGGGACAACUUACCAAGAACUUUACUCAUGUAUUACACAAACUUUGUUUCUUCUCCUGAGUUUUACUUCCACACAAUCAUAUGUAACGUGCCUGAGUUCUCCAAAACCGCGUUGAACCAUGAUCUUCACUACAUUGCGUGGCACAGACUGCCGAGGCAGCAUCCUCGCUUGUUGUCCUUAACAAACAUGAGACCGAUUAUUGCGAGCGGUGCUGCAUUUGCUCGAAAAUUCAGUAGAAAUUAAACGACAGUGCUAUGGAUAGGAUUGAUAAGGAACUGCUUAUGCGUACGAACCAAGAGGGUUUCACUCCUGGUGGGUGGUGCGGUGGGAAACCUGAGUGCUCGGUUGUGGAAGACGUGGCUAGGAUUAAUCCUGGAUCAGGAGCAGAGAGGCUCAAGGGGCUUGUAGAUAGGUUAGUUUCAGAAGCUAAAUCAGGAAAAAGUUGUGGGAACGUUAAUUUACUACAAUGGGACAAAGGAUACUUGUAAAAAUAAUAAGAAAAUAAAUUUAAAUUA
This is a messenger RNA of Brassica napus (rape), 686 nucleotides long. RefSeq names its product beta-glucuronosyltransferase GlcAT14A-like. The record is from RefSeq and is a predicted model, not a curated record. Bases 16 to 414 code for a protein of 132 amino acids. Gene Ontology annotation, cellular component: membrane. Gene Ontology annotation, molecular function: glucuronosyltransferase activity. The transcript is spliced from 2 exons. Lineage: Eukaryota; Viridiplantae; Streptophyta; Magnoliopsida; Brassicales; Brassicaceae.